Molecule: messenger RNA, 390 nt
Organism: Fraxinus pennsylvanica
Lineage: Eukaryota; Viridiplantae; Streptophyta; Magnoliopsida; Lamiales; Oleaceae
Source: the annotation of a GenBank genome assembly
AUGAAGAUCGGCAAAAAAGAAGAAAUAUGGUUUAAGAUUGGAGACAAACGAGCAAGAUUUGGAUUGGAAGAAUUUGUUCUGGUGACGAGCUUAAAUGCUGGUAAUGAUGACAAUGUAGAUAAGACUUUGGGGGCUGAAUGUCAGAUAGUGAAAGAAUAUUUUAAGAAAAGUAUGGGGAAGAUUACGAAGAGAGAUGCUUACAAUUCAUUUUUAUGUUGCAAGAAAAGAAAGAGCGAUAAGUAUAAGUUGGGAUUGAUUGUAAUCUUGGCGUACGUCUUGUGGGCCACGGAGGAAAACACCUUCAUCGAUUUAUGGUGGUUGGAUUUGGUAGAUGAUCUGGACAGGUUCGAGAAGUAUCCAUGGGGAAUUUUUCAUUUGAAUACACGAUGA